Molecule: messenger RNA, 2350 nt
Organism: Choloepus didactylus (southern two-toed sloth)
Lineage: Eukaryota; Metazoa; Chordata; Mammalia; Pilosa; Megalonychidae
Product: interferon-induced protein with tetratricopeptide repeats 3-like
Exons: 3
Coding region: 505-1890 (461 amino acids)
Biological process (GO): defense response to virus
Cellular component (GO): cytosol
Molecular function (GO): protein binding
Source: RefSeq, a predicted model, not a curated record
GCAAUUGCUCAGACACAGGGAGAAAGCAGCAGCUGACGAUUUUAAAGGUUUCACUUUCUAGAUCCUACCAGCUGACGCAUUCCUCUCACCUCCCCUUUAUAUCACUCACUUCAGCAUUUACUAGAGGCAGACCAGGAAUAUUUCUGAAGAACAAAUCAGCCUGGACGCAGCUUUUCAGAACAGCUGAGAAACAGACUGCAAUCAUGAGGUUCCCUCCAAUCUGUGGUACCAAGACUCUAUUGGUGAGAAGAGGGGAGCAGAAACUCAGGCUCAGAAACUUAUCCCAAGUCACAGGCAAAUGAAGACAUGAGAACACACUUUGAGAACUUACGUAACUUAUUCAACUAAAUAAGUGAAAUCACCAAGAAUUCCCUGGAGAAAAUCCUCCCGCAGCUGAAAUGCCAUUUCACGUGGAACUUAUUCAAGGAAGAAAGUAUCUCCUAUGAUCUAGAAGACAGAGUGUGUAACCAGAUUGAGUUUUUAAACACUGAGUUCAAAGCUACAAUGUACAACUUGUUGGCCUAUGUAAAACACCUGAAUGGUCAAAAUGAGGCAGCCCUGGAAUGCUUACGGCAAGCUGAGGACUUAAUCCAACAAGAGCAUGCUGCCCAAGCAGAAAUCAGAAGUCUGGUCACCUGGGGAAACUAUGCCUGGGUCUAUUAUCAUAUGGGCAGAGUCUCAAAAGCACAAGAGUAUGUAGACAAGGUGAAACAAGUCUGCAAGAAGUUCUCAAAUCCUUACAGUAUUGAGUGUCCUGAGCUGGAUGGUGAGGAAGGUUGGACGCGGUUAAAGUGUGGAGGAAAGCAAAAUGAGAGGGCUAAGGUGUGUUUUGAGAAGGCUCUGGAAGAGAAACCCAACAACCCAGAAUUAUCCUCUGGAUUGGCAAUCGCAAUGUACCGUCUAGAUGACAAACCACAGAAGCAGUUUCCUGUCAAUCCUCUGAAGCAAGCCAUUGAGCUGAGUCCUGAUAACCAGUAUGUUAAAGUUCUCUUGGCCCUGAAACUACAGAAGAUGAAUGAAGAACCUGAAGGGGAACGGUUGGUUGAAGAGGCCCUGGAGAAAGCUCCUUCCCAAACAGAUGUCCUUCGCAGUGCAGCCAAAUUUUAUAGGAAAAAGGGUGACAUAGACAAAGCUAUCGAACUGUUUCUAAGGGCGUCGGAAUCCCUACCCAACAAUGGCUACCUCUGUCAUCAGAUUGGGUGCUGCUAUAGGGCAAAAAUCAAACAAAUACAGAAUUCAGGAGAAGUUGCAGCUCAUGAGAAGAGAGAGAAGGUUGAAGAACUAAGGGAAUGUGCUGUUCACUAUUUGAAGAAAGCUCUCGAGAAGGGAAUAAAUCUACCAAAUGCAUACUCUGACCUUGCUGGGCUCCUGGCACAAAAAGGUCAAAACAGAGAAGCAGAAGAAUAUUAUCAGAUGGCAUUCAGUAAGGAGCUCACUGAUGCUGAGAGACAACAACUCCAUCAGCGCUAUGGCAACUUUCAGGAGUAUCACAUGAAAUCUGAAAACAUCGCUGUCCAACAUUAUUUACAGGGUUUGCAGAUAAGCAUACAAUCACCAGAAAGGGAAAGGAUGAAACGCCAACUGCAGAGCAUAGCUGAAAAUCAGCUUUCACAAAAUAUACCAAAUUCGUGGUAUCUCCAAGGAUUAAUUCACAAGAUGGAUGGAGAUCUGCUGCAAGCAGCUGAAUGUUAUGAGAAGGAACUGGGCCGCCUGCUAAGGAACACCCCUUCAGGCAUAGGCAGCUUGUUCCUGCCAGAAUCUGAGCUUGAAGAGGGCAGUGAGGAAAUGGCCAGGGCACAUGCGACUCCACUCCCAGAGAGCACAGAGAGGAAGUGGGAUAGGGAAACGGAAAAGAAGAAAGUGACAGGAAGCCUGGAGAGGAGGCCAUGAAGGGGAGAUGGAUGGGAAAGCAGGAGGCCCCAACCUGGGUUUGCUGAGCAGGAUGGUCUUGCUUGUUGCUUCAAGGUACAUUUGUAAAUGGCUGUUUUCUCAUAUUCUGUCUCCCCCAACCACACACAGUUAUCCAGUCAUCAGUUCUUAUAAUGACCAGUAGAAACAGUGCUCCGGAACUACAUGAUGCUGAUUAGUUCACUGUUUUGCCCUCAGUUCACCAGAUAACCCCCAUUUUUGCUCUUCAUGCUAAAGGUCAUAAAUAGUGACUGCCUAAAAAAGAAUCUUCAGUCUUACUCCUUUCAUCCCAUUUCUAUCCAGCCUGGAAGACUCCUUAUGCCUUGCCCUGGCUUUAGACAUAGUAGUUAUAUGUUCUCUUGAUAGUAAUACUACAAAAAAUAUGUAUUCUUGUUAGUAAUGCUACAGUAAAAUUAACAAUUUCAACUCAGAAUACAGGUAA